This is a messenger RNA of Scutellospora calospora, 645 nucleotides long. Lineage: Eukaryota; Fungi; Glomeromycota; Glomeromycetes; Diversisporales; Gigasporaceae. The record is from the annotation of a GenBank genome assembly.
AUGUCCAUCGAAGACGGAAAACAAUAUAUCCAUCAAUAUCCUCCUCCACCAAAAAUCGCAAACCCAGGCCCUCUCGGUCUUUGCGGUUUUGCUUUGACUACAUUCGUGCUUUCAAUCCAUAACGCAGGUUCCUCCGAUGUUGCUGUUCCACACAUCACUAUCGGUUUAGCCUUAUUCUAUGGAGGUCUUGCCCAACUUCUGGCUGGUAUGUGGGAAUUCAAGACUGGUAACACUUUCGGUGCUACUGCCUUCUCUUCAUAUGGCGCUUUCUGGUUGUCGUUCGCUACUAUCCUCAUCCCAUCUUUUGGCGUUCACGAUAGCUUUGGCUUUGUAACUAGUGCCAGCUCUGGUAUUAAUGAUACUACUGCUCUUGCUGUUGCCAAUGCUGUUCCCACUGCUAAUUUCGAACAUGCUAUUGGAAUUUACCUUCUCGGUUGGACAAUAUUCACCUUCCUGUUAUUCUUGGCUACUUUCCGUGCAACCGGUGGAAUAAUGUCACCUGUUAAUAUCGCAACUAAAGUUGGUGGUAUUCUGGGAAUCAUUACCGCUCUUAUCGCGUGGUAUAACGCGCUCGCAGGUCUCCUAACUACUGAAACUUCAUAUUUCACCAUCCCAACUUUCGAUUUAUCCCGUAAACAUGAUUAG